CCAAUAAAAAAAAUUCAAGUGGUUUAUUAGAAUCAGGACCAAAGCAAUUGUUAUUUGCUGUAUCGUUCUAUACAAAAUACUUUAAAAUAAAAUUUAAAAAUAACCAUUUGUAGACGUGCCAACAUAGUGAUAAUACAAGUGUAAGAUUUUUUUUAGUCUAAAGAUGGCGGCCUCAGCAGCGAGGGGUGCUGUGGCGCUGCGUAGAAAUAUCGAUCAGUCGGUUGCUUUUGUGAGAAAAAUUCCUUGGACUGCGGCGUCGAGUCAGCUGAAAGAAUACUUUGCACAGUUUGGCCGUGUAAAAAGGUGUAUUGUACCUUUUGACAAGGAGACUGGCUUUCACAGAGGUUUGGGCUGGGUUCAGUUUUCGUCAGAAGAAGAACUUCAGAAUGCACUACAACAGGAAUAUCAUAUUAUAGAUGGAGUAAAGGUCCAGGUUCAGGCUAAAAGGCCAAAAGUUCUGCAAACAUCUGAUGAUGAAGAGAAAGAUUUGUGAGACCGCAGCCUAUUAAUAAAGUUAACAUAACUGAGAAAAAAAAAA
This is a messenger RNA of Rhinopithecus roxellana (golden snub-nosed monkey), 538 nucleotides long. RefSeq names its product SRA stem-loop-interacting RNA-binding protein, mitochondrial-like. Gene Ontology annotation, molecular function: RNA binding. The coding region runs from base 164 to 493 and encodes 109 amino acids. The transcript has a single exon. The record is from RefSeq and is a predicted model, not a curated record. NCBI's taxonomy places the organism in Eukaryota, Metazoa, Chordata, Mammalia, Primates, Cercopithecidae.